AUGCAUCAUUUUAUUGCAAUUAAAGCCAUCGAUGAUAAAUCUUCCGAGUUGAGGUCUAUUAGUUUAAAGAUUCAUGAAAAUCCAGAAUUAGCUUAUAAAGAGAAAUUUGCUCAUGGUUUGUUGGUAAAAUAUCUACAAGAUCAAGGAUUUAACGUAACUCCUUCUGCAUACGGUCUCGAGACGGCGUUUGUUGCAGAAUUUCAAUCCAAAGCUGGUCGAGGUAGAGUUGUUUCAUUUAAUUCCGAGUAUGAUGCUCUUCCUAAAAUCGGUCACGCUUGUGGUCACAAUCUGAUUGCAAUUAGCGGAGUUGCUGCUGCAAUUGCAUUAAAAGCUGUAUUUGAAAAGCAUCAGAUUCCUGGAACAGUGAAAUUAUUUGGUACUCCGGCCGAAGAAAAAGGAAAUGGCAAAAUUGAUUUAGUGAACGCGGGUGCUUACAAUGAUGUUGAUAUUUCUUUAAUGGUUCAUCCAGGUCCAAUUGAUGGAUGUUUCAUAAAGUUUCUAGCACUUCAGUCUUUUAUUCCUGAUUAUACUUCAUCGGAAUAUUUUAUUCGUGGAAGGACUAUUAAGGAUUUGACCGAUCUGAGACCACGCGUUCAGAAAUGUUUUGUAGCAGCCGCCGUAGCUGCUGGAUGCACAAAGGAAAAUGGAGCCAAAGAUCCUAGCAUCUCCUGGAAUAAGGAAAUCUUUGAUGUGAAAAUAAAUGUUCCUUUGGGUAACAGAUAUGAGGAGCACCUUAGGAAAUUUGGAGUCACCUUUCCGACAAAGGAAGAGCAAGACGUUUUACCUGCAGGUUCAACAGAUCAAGGACGCGUUACUUAUUUGGUUCCUGGUAUCCAUGCGAUGUAUGAUAUCAAACCUCCCAAAGGGAGUGCAAAUCAUACGCCUGGUUUCACAGGUGCUGCUAAAACCAAAUUUGCGCACGAAGCCACGCUAACUGCCUCAAAGGGAAUCGCGUUAACUGGUAUAGAUUAUUUGGUCGAUGAUGGUUUUGCUAGACUAGUUAAGUCGGCCUUUGAUGGUAAACUUUCUUGA
This is a messenger RNA of Funneliformis mosseae, 1032 nucleotides long. NCBI's taxonomy places the organism in Eukaryota, Fungi, Glomeromycota, Glomeromycetes, Glomerales, Glomeraceae. The record is from the annotation of a GenBank genome assembly.